Molecule: messenger RNA, 1056 nt
Organism: Fusarium venenatum
Lineage: Eukaryota; Fungi; Ascomycota; Sordariomycetes; Hypocreales; Nectriaceae
Source: RefSeq, a predicted model, not a curated record
AUGCAAGCAGAUAUAAUGCGAGAAUUCAUGAGCACACUCGACAGCUGCAAUGAACAUCUCAAAGAUUGCCAUAGCUUGUGCUUGCGUAUGGGCACACCGCAAUGGACAGCAGACUCAAACUCUCGAUUGACCAUGUCAUGGAACUUCUUCUUCACGUACCUCAGUAAAGCGGCCAUUUUACUACAGCUCGAGUUACUCGACGCGCAACCGACCGAUGCCACCCCAUCUCCGAUUCCAACACCUCAGUCGUCAACGCCGAAACUAUCCCUCGCUCGCCGAGACUCCUUCCUGAGUAAUGGCGGUUCGGAGAACUUUACAAUAGAAGGAAGAGUGGGAAGAAGGGAGCGCGCAGAGCGACAAAGGCGGAAAGACACACAACAAAACCCUUUGCUCGUCACAACAACAGGAAAUAAGCUGAGGAAGCCCAACACCCGGGCACCGUCGAUUAUCAUGGGCUUCUCGGACAGUAGCAGCACCGUCAGUAGCUUUAGUGACAGGGCCUCCGUCACGGUUUCUCCAAGUCUGCCGCGAAUAACCGAAGAAAAGACACCAGCUAUGUCAAUACUUAGUAUUCCAAGAACACUACCUCCGGAAUACUCCAAGGAUACCAGGGACGCCAAAACGUUAAUCUCAACAACAAAAGAUGAUGCUCACUAUAAUUUCCCAAUGACAACCUCUUCACCCCCAUCUGUUCUGCCAGUGGAAUCUGAACCACAAAUGACUGAAGCAAGCUUUGCUCCAUACGGACAUCCUCCCUCUAAUCACAUGGUACCAUCAGGUUGGCAAACCCCUAUGCCAAUGCCUCCUCCAACACCGAUACAACGCCCAAUGGUUCCCGUUCCUCAUUUACCCCCAUCACGGGUAGCUGCUUAUAAGCCAAGCAGGUCUUCCCUACGUGAGUCGGUAGCCUUACACCUUUCACCAUUUCCAGCGUUUUCAGUUGACUUGAUUAAACCGUCAGCAAGAUGUGCGCAUGGGAUCAGGCACUUCAAGGGACACUCAAGCUGUCAGUGGGGUUGUUGUAGCUCUAGAGGAUGUGGGCAAUCUUACUACUAA